AUGGCUUCUCAACUCGUUCUUUUCCCGGAGCUGGUCGCCGGUUUUUCACCGGAGUUGGCGGUUAACAUGCGUAGUCUCCGCUUUCUGUCUCGAGCUCCGUAUUCUUCAACUUAUGGCUUUCGACUCCCGAGCAGACGAGGAAGGACUCUCAUGUGUUCUGAUUUGAGCUCGCAGAAGUGGAAUGUUCCUGUUCUAUCUAGCAAUGAGGUUGUUGAGAGGCUGAAACUAGCGGGAGAAGGAAAACAGUUCUUGGCCAUGUACUCAAGCGUUGUUGGUGGCAUCACAACUGAUCCAGCAGCAAUGGUUCUUCCGUUGGAUGAUCACAUGGUUCACCGUGGUCAUGGAGUCUUUGAUACCGCCAUGAUCAUUAACGGAUACCUGUAUGAAUUGGAUCAGCACCUUGACCGUAUCCUACGAUCUGCUUCCAUGUCUAAGAUUCCACUUCCCUUCGACCGGGAAACUAUCAGAACUAUUCUAAUCCAAACCGUGAGUGUUUCCGGGUGUAGAGAUGGCUCUCUAAGAUACUGGCUUUCUGCUGGCCCAGGAGAUUUCUCACUAUCUCCAUCUCAGUGUCCCAAACCAGCUCUUUACGCCAUUGUCUACCCAAAGGACUUCACCGUUGAACGAAAAGGUGUCAAAGUAGUGACUUCUUCCAUCCCCAUUAAGCCUCCAGAGUUUGCUACAGUGAAGAGCGUUAACUAUCUCCCAAACGCCCUCUCACAAAUGGAGGCUGAGGCCAAAGGAGCAUUUGCGGGUAUUUGGGUGGAUAACGACGGGUUUAUAGCAGAAGGUCCAAACAUGAAUGUGGCGUUUGUGGUUAAUGGUGGUAAGGAGCUUGUGAUGCCACGGUUUGAUAAAGUUUUGAGUGGAUGUACGGCGAAGAGAAUGAUUAAACUCGCUGAACAGCUUGUAAGUAAAGGGAUGCUCAAAAGUGUGAGAGUUGUUGAUAUGACAGUUGAAGAUGGAAAGAAAGCUGAUGAGAUGAUGCUUCUUGGGAGCGGAGUUCUCGUCAAACCUGUGAUUCAAUGGGAUGAAGAACUCAUUGCUGAUGGAAAAGAAGGUCCUAUAACCAAUGCGCUACUGGAUCUGUUACUGGAAGACAUGAGCUCUGGUCCACCUUCUGUCCGUGUGCUUGUUCCUUAA
Molecule: messenger RNA, 1143 nt
Organism: Eruca vesicaria subsp. sativa (arugula)
Lineage: Eukaryota; Viridiplantae; Streptophyta; Magnoliopsida; Brassicales; Brassicaceae
Source: the annotation of a GenBank genome assembly